Molecule: messenger RNA, 1897 nt
Organism: Apis florea (little honeybee)
Lineage: Eukaryota; Metazoa; Arthropoda; Insecta; Hymenoptera; Apidae
Product: SAP30-binding protein
Biological process (GO): regulation of DNA-templated transcription
Cellular component (GO): nucleus
Source: RefSeq, a predicted model, not a curated record
UUCGUUAAGAGCACAGAAGUAUUUUAUUAAUUUUGCGCAUGCGCAUCAUCAUAAUUCGUAAAAAGAGUACAAGAACUUAGAAUAUCACGGUGUACAUUGAUAACGUUCGAAUUUUUCGGCCAAGGAAACUUUAAUUAAUAGGAGGAUAAUAAGUCGUAAGUUUAUUGUAAUGAAUGGAAAGUCAGGUAUAGUGUAAGCAGGAAAACUGUGGAUUCGUAUAAUCAGAUACGGUAUAGUAAUAGAUUUUCCAACAAAACAUUGGGGCAUAUUUAAUGUUGAUAUAUAAGGCAUAUUUAUUUAUGUAAAAGCCCAAUACAACUAAAAGGCGUACAACUCUACGCUAUACCGGUGAGUUCCAACACAAAAUAUUGCUUGGUAGUACGGCGGACACUCAAAGCCAACUAACCAUGUCUGUACAAAGUGUUGCUCUGGCAUCUCUCACGGCCACCUAUACCGACUCGGAGGGCGAAGACGGGGUGGAAGACGACCUUCAGGAGAAUUCGAACACUCCCCAGGGGGCCGCCCCGCAUAAUGCCCAAGUCGGUCAGCCCCAGGCUUUCACCAGUCCCAAAUCUGGCACAUCAGCCUCAAAUAGUCCCGUUGUUGCUCCCAACGUCGGUGGCAAGUCUAGUAACGAUUUGUCGAACGCGCCCACCUUAGUAACAGAUGUGACAUCUAAGGUGCAGAGAUUGGUUUCAUACUUUGAUGAUUCAAUAGUCUCCGAUGACGAGGGAGUGGUACAGACACAGAUCGAUGGACAGCCUUUUGAAAAUGGAAGGCCCUCCUCGAUUAUGGAAUGCUCUCCCUGUUGUCAAGGAGAACAAUUAGUUUCAGAUAGCGAGGUGGACUCCUAUGGCGUCACUAUACCACCAGAGCCACCAGGGCAGUGUCCUGUGGAACUGCAGGAAAAAAUAACAAAACUUUUUAGGAAAAUGGAGAGCAGUGGUUUGGAUAUGAACAAAGUUAUUCAACAAAGGAAGGAUUUCAGAAAUCCAUCCAUUUAUGAAAAGCUAAUUCAAUUUUGUAGCAUCAAUGAAUUGGGUACUAAUUAUCCUCCAGACAGAUUUGAUCCAUUUAAGUGGGGUAAAGACUCGUAUUAUGAAGAACUUGCCAAAGUUCAAAAAACUGAAAUGGAUAAACUUGAAAAGGCUAGGAAAGAGAAAACAAAAAUUGAAAUCGUUUCUGGUACAGCUAAGCGACCCAAUAAUUCUAGUACAACAGACGAUGAUGCUAAAAAAAGGAAAAGUAAAUGGGAUCAAGUUGCAACAGGAGCUACUGCCUCGAUAAAACCAACUGUUUUGUUGUCUCAACCAACUCUUACCACUUUAACAUCGUCUGCAACUGGUACCAAAGCAACGGUAAUAUCUGCUUUUGGAUCUUUACCAAAGAAAAGACUGUAACAUACACUGUAAAUCAUUUGUAAAUAUUAUGUUUUUCGAAAAAGCAACACUUCAUUCUUCAUUUAAUAUUACACCAUAUACAGCGAGUUUUAUAGAAAAGUGCAGCAAAUUUCAUGCAUGAAUUUGUAUACAGAUUCACAUACUAUGCCUAUAUUCGUAUUUAAUUAUUGGCUUUAUUAAAUUUAGUGAUUCAACAUUUAAUUUCAUGAGAUAAAGCAUUUUGAAAGUAUAUCAAUAGUAUGAGAUUACUAUCUUUAUCAAUAAGGAUAACUGAAUAAAAAAGAAAAAAAUAAUGAAAGCUAAGGAAGAAGGAUUCUGGAAUUAAAUGGCAAGUGGAAUAAUUUGUUCCACUAUUGAGUUCUUUUACCACUUUUUUUCUCUGUAAAAUAUUUUGAAUUUAAGAUACAUUUUGAUAUUCAUCAUCUUUACGUGAUAUUUUUUCUAUGCUAUAAUAUGUUAAUGGAUUGAAAGAAAAGUAAAAGUAAAAAAAAGAAAAA